Molecule: messenger RNA, 1440 nt
Organism: Paramuricea clavata
Lineage: Eukaryota; Metazoa; Cnidaria; Anthozoa; Malacalcyonacea; Plexauridae
Source: the annotation of a GenBank genome assembly
AUGCACAUCUAUCAGGAUCUGCUCGUCAAUGACAUCGGCAAUUUGUUUCCAUUCUGUUGUCACUCCCUUAGGGGCACACGAUACGCUUUCCUCGGUCCUGGAUUGCCUGAACUUUGUCUAUCUGGUUUGUCUUUUUUAAUGAAAGAAGCUGGCCUUGAGAUUAAGACAGCACACUGCCUUCGUGUCACAACAGCAACAAAUUUGUUUCGUGCUGGCCAUCAAGAAAAAUUAAUACGUGAACGAACUGGGCAUGUUUCUUCUGCCUUAUUUACGUAUGAGAAGCCUAGUAAUGAUCAAGCAAUGGCUGUAUUCAAGUGUGUUGGCCCAUCUGUAUCAAAGGUUGUGUCGCUUGUUGACAACUGUUUUAACACACCCUCGAAGCCUAAGGAAGACGAAAAGUUUCAAAUUUCCGAUGAGGAACUUGAUAAAUUUUUGAGUGAAGUGGACUGGUCUAAAAUUGAUAAAGAGGUGCAGCGACGUACUGUACUAUCGCAGAAAAGUUUGUUUUGUCGAAAAGUACAUUGACUAACUGUUCCUUUAUUAUUUCGUUUGCCGGAAAUAAGUAAUACUAAGUCAAUUGUAUGUGUGUUAUUGUUAGUGUGAUUAAAAAAGCAACAUAUUUUGUUGUUUGAAGUGUGAUUCUAAAUACAGCUUACUGUAUUUAGAAAUAAUUCUAAACAUAGCAAUUAAAUAUAUUUGCAUAAUCUUUUGUUUACCCCUCAAUUUCCCUAUUGUUCAAAGCCCUUCCCACUUGAAGUAAUUAAAGUCCUGCGGCCGGUUGUAUAAAAAAGUGAUUAAAGUUAACUAUAAUUAAGUGGAAACGUCAUCCAAUAAGAAGCGCCUAUUUGAAAGUUAAUCACUAUUUAACUACAAAAUAGUGAUUAAAAAAGUGAUUAAGAGUUUUAUACAACCGGCCCCAGGUGUAGACGGGGUAUCCAGAUAGAUACACGUGAUGUAAAUUACACCAUGUCAUUGGCCGAAAUGUUAUGAAUAUCUAAUGAUGUGUGAGAAAGUAUCUUACUUAUUUAUUAUAUCGUAUGUUAGCUUAGGAGAAUAAAUUUUAUCUCAGAAUAUCUUAGGAUAAUCUAUAGAGUAUCUUUGUUUUCGUCAGGGCCGUACGUAGGAUUUUUUCUCCAUGGAACACGAAUACCAAUAUACUGAAAUAAGUACCCAAAAACUCAACGCAUUCAAAAUCAUACAGAAUGAUACUGCUUCACAAGAUUGUAAUCUGGGAGAGGGGCACUUGCCCCUGCUGUCCCUCUACUCAGUGCGACUAGUUUUAUCGUGAGUUUUCAUCAAGUAUAUUAGCAUGACCUGCAGUUCCUCAGGAUAUAAUAUAGGGGUUAAAAGGAAGGGAGAUAAAGAUAAGGACUUUAACUGAUAUAACUGAUAUGAUCUUCUGUCAUGCAGACUUUAUUCACAUUGGGAGAGAAAACGUAA